AAUGACAAAGAAGACAAAGAAGGUAGGUAUCACUGGAAAAUAUGGUACAAGAUAUGGUGCAUCAUUAAGAAAGAUUAUUAAGAAAUUUGAAAUUUCAUAGCAUUAAAGAUAUUUUAAUACAUUUACUGGAGCAGUAUGAUGAUAAUAUUUAUAUUAUAGCAUUCAUUAAAAAGAUAAGCUAUUGGUAUUUGGAGAUGCACACAAACUGGAUUAUAAAUAGCUGGUGGAGCUUGGGAAGUGAAGUAAUAUAUUUAUUAAUUUAACAGUACUCCUGCUGGAUUAUCUGCUAAAUAAGGUAUGUUGAGAAUAAAGAAAUUAAAGGAUGAUGCAGAAGUUGAAGUAAAAGAAGAAAAGAAAGAUAAAAAAUAAUAAUAACCAAAAGAAGAAAAACCAAAAGAAUAAGUUAAAGAAACAAAGAAACAUUAACCAAAAAAAGCAUAAGGAAAGAAAUAAUGAUUCA
This is a messenger RNA of Paramecium pentaurelia, 460 nucleotides long. NCBI's taxonomy places the organism in Eukaryota, Ciliophora, Oligohymenophorea, Peniculida, Parameciidae. The record is from the annotation of a GenBank genome assembly.